This is a messenger RNA of Darwinula stevensoni, 547 nucleotides long. Lineage: Eukaryota; Metazoa; Arthropoda; Ostracoda; Podocopida; Darwinulidae. The record is from the annotation of a GenBank genome assembly.
UGUGACUAAGUCUUUCAUGGCUCAAUAUAAGAAGAUGUUGGCUUGCUUACAGAAUCAAACUGAAGUUCUUGGUGUUCAUGGAAUUGGUCCUGAUACCUGGUCUGGGAAGACACGCAAUGUCACCUGCGACAGGUGCCAGGAUUCCUACAGAGCACUGAACCAUAUUUAUGCUGAUGUUCUUGGUGAUAUUGAUGCAGAUCACAUUUGCAUGGACAUUGUGGAUGCAAUGAACAUGACUCGAAUGGUGUGGAGCCAAAACCUCAAGUGCACUCAGAGGAAUGUGACAGCAGAAGCACCCUUCAUUGUUGUGACAUGCAUGUGCAUCCUUCCACCUCUCUUCUACCUCUUGGCCUGGUGUCUUCCACAGCACCAGCGUGGCCCCAUUAUACGUCGUCUUGCAACACUUUCUGACAAAGCCCUGUGGAAUGCCCUCAACGCGAAGCCAAACACCACCACUCGCGCAUUGGCGACUACACUUGGAGUCACCCAUAUGGCCAUCGGCAACCAUCUGAACGACCUCGGCUAUUGGAAGGUUUACUCGACAUGA